GGCGUCAGCCGACAGCCCAGGUGGGAAUCCAAGAAAGUGGGGCUCAGGGGAGAGCACACCACCUCUUCGGAAAGCCGCAGGGCCACCACCAGCGAGUGAGCCUUGGAUCCCUCAACGUACUGCGAGACGCCGGUGUACAGCCCGGACCUGUGCCCCAACAUGAUCGCCGCUCAGGCCAAGCUGGUCUACCAGCUCAAUAAAUACUACACGGAGCGCUGCCAGGCGCGCAAGGCGGCCAUCGCCAAGACCAUCCGUGAGGUCUGCAAGGUGGUCUCCGACGUGCUCAAGGAGGUGGAGGUGCAGGAGCCCCGUUUCAUCAGCUCCCUCAGUGAGAUCGAUGCCCGCUACGAGGGACUCGAGGUCAUCUCGCCCACCGAAUUCGAGGUGGUGCUCUACCUGAACCAGAUGGGCGUCUUCAACUUCGUGGACGACGGCUCGCUGCCCGGUUGCGCUGUGCUCAAACUGAGCGAUGGGCGGAAGCGGAGCAUGUCCCUGUGGGUCGAGUUCAUCACUGCGUCGGGCUACCUCUCCGCGCGCAAGAUCCGCUCGCGCUUCCAGACACUGGUGGCCCAGGCUGUGGACAAGUGCAGCUACCGGGACGUGGUCAAGAUGAUUGCAGACACCAGCGAGGUCAAGCUGCGCAUCAGGGAGCGCUACGUGGUGCAAAUCACGCCAGCGUUCAAGUGCACGGGGAUCUGGCCUCGCAGCGCGGCACAGUGGCCUAUGCCCCAUAUCCCCUGGCCCGGCCCCAAUCGGGUGGCGGAGGUCAAGGCCGAAGGGUUCAACUUGCUCUCCAAGGAGUGCUACUCGCUGACCGGCAAGCAGAGCUCUGCAGAGAGCGACGCAUGGGUGCUCCAGUUUGGGGAGGCAGAGAACCGCCUGCUGAUGGGCGGCUGCCGGAACAAGUGUCUCUCGGUGCUUAAGACGCUUCGGGACCGCCACCUGGAGCUGCCGGGCCAGCCCCUUAACAACUACCACAUGAAGACUCUGCUGCUGUACGAGUGCGAGAAGCACCCGCGGGAAACGGACUGGGACGAGGCGUGCCUGGGCGACCGGCUCAACGGCAUCCUGCUGCAACUCAUCUCCUGCCUGCAGUGCCGCCGCUGCCCGCACUACUUUCUGCCCAACCUCGACCUCUUCCAGGGCAAGCCCCACUCGGCCCUGGAGAGCGCUGCCAAGCAGACCUGGAGGUUGGCCAGGGAAAUCCUCACCAAUCCCAAAAGCCUGGACAAACUAUAGGGUGCUGGGGACUGCUUGAAAAGCGUGCUCUCUCGCACACAACGCACGGAUCAGCGACUCACGGCAGAAACUCUGGACACAAACUUUCAUGUAAGUCACCUGGAGCAGGCAGGCGGCAGACCUUCGCUAAUUAAGAAGCCAACAAAAGAGUGCAGACCAACCCACCCCCCCCAAAAAAAUCACAUUCUUGCACAAAAGUGAUCGUUUUCUUACAAUGUGAAUUUAAAAGGUCACACAAAAGAAGCAAUGCGGCUGUGCCAUCGGAAAAUGAAACCCAAGGUACAUUUCAAUCAGUGUAUAGUAAGUAGUUUCCCUCUUUGCCUCCUUUACUCCUAGUUCUCUCUCUACCCCUCUCUCUUCCUCUCUCUCUCUCUCUCUUGCUCUCACUCUCGCUCUCACUCGCUCUCUUUGGUUGCCUGAAUGUUGUC
Octodon degus (degu) is the source of this 1667-nucleotide messenger RNA. It is a transcript of the gene Mab21l2, whose product is annotated as mab-21 like 2. The coding region runs from base 160 to 1239 and encodes 359 amino acids. The transcript has a single exon. NCBI's taxonomy places the organism in Eukaryota, Metazoa, Chordata, Mammalia, Rodentia, Octodontidae. The record is from RefSeq and is a predicted model, not a curated record.